AUGGCCUACCCAUGCAAAUUUAUUGGUUAUGUGUCGUUGCGUGUUUGAUGAUACGCUUGGAUACAUUACCUAUGUAUUAAUAUUGAACACAGCUUCAGUAAAUAUUUAUGAAUAACAAAUUCACAUUACAAUGUAUUCGUUGGUACAUAAGAUCGAAAAUGCUCACGAGGACAGCAUCUGGACGUGUGCAUGGGGUGUUACGAAGAAGGGAGGCACACAGAUGGACACCGAAGAUUCAAGAGACUCGGUACGUUCCAAAGAAGAAGAAAUGGAAUACCUGGUUACCGGAUCAGUGGAUGAUACUGUGAAAGUUUGGGAGCAGCAAAAGGGAACCCUUAAAUUCAGACAUAAAUUGACUGGUCAUUCCCUUGGUGUCGUUUCUGUAGCUGUCAGCUCUGAUGGCACAAAGUGUGCGUCCAGUUCCCUUGAUUCCAGUUUACGACUGUGGAAUAUAGAAUCUGGAGAGAAAAUAUCUAGUAUAGACGUAGGUCCAAUAGACAUUUGGACGGUAGUUUUUUCUCCCGAUGAUAAAUUCAUUGUAUCAGGCAGUCACGCAGGAAAGAUUCACUUAUACGGCACAGAAAGUGGGAAGCAGGAACAAACAUUAGAUACGAGAGGUGGAAAGUUUACAUUGAGCGUAGCAUAUAGUCCCGACGGCAAAUACAUUGCUAGUGGAGCAAUAGAUGGAAUUAUCAAUAUAUUCGAUGUGGCUUAUGGAAAGGUAUUGCGAACUCUAGAAGGUCACGCAAUGCCUAUCAGAUCACUUAGUUUUUCACCUGAUUCCCAACUACUCCUUACAGCAUCUGACGACGGUCACAUGAAAUUAUAUGAUGUAAAAGAUGCCAUUGUAGCAGGAACAAUGUCAGGGCAUGCAUCAUGGGUACUUGGAGUAGCAUUUGCAUCAGACAAUAAGAGGUUUGCAUCGAGCAGCUCCGAUCACACAGUCAAAGUUUGGGAUUUGGCACAGAGACAAUGUUUGCACACGUUUGUUGAACACAAGGAUCAGGUUUGGGCAGUCAAGUACCACCCGGGAAAGAAUAACACUCUUGCCUCGGUGUCUGAGGAUAAAUCAAUUAACUUAUAUGAACAUCCGGUAUGAGUGGCUGUGUAUAUAAUUGUGAUACGAUUGAACGCUUUUUUUUUUUACAAUAAAACAAACUUCAUUACCGAAACCAAAGGGUUUCUUGAUGAAGAUUUUACAUUAGAUUUUAUGGAGUUAUAAAGCUUUUGGAUGCUUUCAUACGAUAUCAGUAUUCAUUGGGAAGGUGUGGGUAAUCAUGUUAAUAGAAACAUGAGAUCGCUUCUGUUUUUAACACGUUUUCAUUCAAGUGGUAUCGAAGAGUAUAGGUAACGACUGUACUUCCAUCCAAGUAAUUACAAGGGUUCGAAGAUUCACCGUUAA
Messenger RNA from Orussus abietinus, 1402 nucleotides. Its product is annotated as WD repeat-containing protein 61. Gene Ontology annotation, cellular component: Cdc73/Paf1 complex. The record is from RefSeq and is a predicted model, not a curated record. The transcript has 8 exons. NCBI's taxonomy places the organism in Eukaryota, Metazoa, Arthropoda, Insecta, Hymenoptera, Orussidae. Gene Ontology annotation, molecular function: protein binding. Bases 131 to 1099 code for a protein of 322 amino acids.